Molecule: messenger RNA, 1488 nt
Organism: Sycon ciliatum
Lineage: Eukaryota; Metazoa; Porifera; Calcarea; Leucosolenida; Sycettidae
Exons: 1
Coding region: 1-1488 (495 amino acids)
Biological process (GO): DNA integration
Molecular function (GO): nucleic acid binding
Source: RefSeq, a predicted model, not a curated record
AUGCUUUCCUGGAAGUACAAGGACGCAGCAGUUGUCAGUGCCAAGGCAGAUCAGGUACUGUUGAGAGCUAUCCAGGAGGAGUGCUUUCGGGCAGAGUUGUCUGAGCUGCGCAAUGGCCGUAGCGUACCGAAGUCGUCGAAGAUUGGCCAGUUCAGCCCGUUCCUCGACAACGAUGGUCUGAUUCGUGCGACGCUACGACUGCAGUUUGCCGACUUGGAUCCCGACACGACGCAGCCAGUACUGCUGGCCAAGCACUACCUGACAAGGCUGAUGCUGACGAAUGUCCAUGUUAGCCGGCUCCACCAGGGUGUGGAAGCGUGCCUUGCGUUUGUGCGCCGCCGGUAUCUGAUUGUUGGUGGUCGACGCAUGUUGCGUGCAGUCAAGGAGAAGUGUGUUGUCUGUCGUCGGGCUGAUGCCCCUACUGCGUCUGAGAGAGCUGCACCGCUCCCAGCUGAUCGUGUGUUGCAUCAGCGGCCGUUCUGCGUUGUCGGUGUCGAUCACGCUGGCCCGCUGCUCGUCAAGGACCGCGGCAUAUCCAGCAAGGUGUGGAUUCUAUUGUUUGUGUGCGCGACAACACGUGCAGUGCAUCUUGAGCUUGUCGAGAGUCUGUCGGAGGAAGAGUUCCUCCUAGCGUAUCGUCGUUUCGUCGCGAGAUUCGGCAAGCCUACUCUAGUUCGGUCGGAUAACGGCACAGCGUUCGCAGCUGCAUCCCGACGUCUCGUCAGUUCAGUGGAUUGGCGACUGAAUGCCCCAGCAGCACCAUGGCAUGGUGGGUUCUUUGAACGGCUGGUUGCUAUUGUCAAGUCCCCACUGCGGCGUGUGUUAGGCAAGUCGCUCCUAUCCAAGACGGAGCUACGGACUCUGCUGUCGGAAGUCCAGGAUGUCGUCAAUGACCGUCCGAUCACGUAUGUAACGGAGGACGAAGACUUGCCGCUGUCUCCGUCGAUGUUGCUGGGUGCUGCUAGUGUCCAGUCUGACUCGAAUGCUGAGAGUUGCUUGUCUCACACUGAUGCGAACCGUCGUCUGCAGUAUCUUUCGCAGCUGAGAGUGCACUUCACUGCCCGAUGGACUGAGGAGUAUUUGUUGAGCCUCCGCAGUCACCAUGACCGCAAGGGUCAUUCACUAGCAGUUGGCGAUGUCGUGUUCCUGGCAGAUCAUACCAAGAAGCGUGUGUGCUGGAAGUUGGCCAGAAUACUGCAACUGCACACUGGUCGAGAUGGCCGCCAGCGUGUCGCGAAGGUCCGAGUGAGCGGACAUGAGUUGCUGCGGCCAAUUCAGCGCUUGGUGCCGUUGGAGAUCUCCAGCCGUAAUGAGUCACCAACUGCUGAUGCUGAUAGUGAGCCCGAGGAUGUCGUGCCUGCAAGUAUUGCUGAUGAUCCAGAGGAAGUGAUUAGUGAGAAAGCCACACUCAAGCCACAGCCACAAGUACAGCAACCAGUACGCACGCGUACACGUCUUGUGCAACGCCCUCAGAGGUAUCGUGAGUGA